Messenger RNA from Pieris rapae (cabbage white), 3824 nucleotides. RefSeq lists its product as uncharacterized. NCBI's taxonomy places the organism in Eukaryota, Metazoa, Arthropoda, Insecta, Lepidoptera, Pieridae. The record is from RefSeq and is a predicted model, not a curated record. The coding region runs from base 153 to 3746 and encodes 1197 amino acids. The transcript is spliced from 2 exons.
UUAUUGCCUAGUCGAAUGUGUCACCAAUCGUUAUCUAAUAGAGAUAUUGUUUGGUAUACCUUUACCAGUGAUACAGUUUUGAGUAUACCAUUAUAUUUACUAAAUAUUAAAAUUUGAGGAAAUAUCAAGAUAACACUAAGCGUGAUUUAAAGAUGACAGAACUAAAAGGACAUAAUCUUGGAGCCAGACAGAAGUAUUUAAACUUAUUGUCAAAAUCCAUUGAACAAAAAGAUGUCUCUUUCAAAGACAUAGACAUUUCUGUCGGUGACAUUAUAAAUAUAGUCAAAAUUGAUUUGGCCAGUAAAAAUAGAAAUAUCAACUAUAUACUAAUUGUAUUACAAUGUGAAGAUAUGUUCUAUAUUUCAAGAGCUCUCAAGCAAUGUCCUUGGUUGAUAAGUGACAACAAUUAUGAAAAUAUAAUUAAUCCUGAAUAUCUUCAUAAAGUGUUAUACCCCAAAAUGACAACCAAGGCAGUCACAAAGUUAAAGAAAUAUAUAAAACUUAUCCUUAAAGAUUGCCAAAGAGUGGAACAGUUUUAUGCAUAUGAAGAAAAUGAAAAAGAAGCACUAGAGUGGUUGCCACACUGCUCUCCAGAUUUUAUAGUAACAAAUUUAAAGAAACAUAUGGGUCAUGUGGAUAUCCAUUUGCUGAAGCGUCUAUGUGAAAAAACAAUAGCAGCUCUAGAAAUUUAUUUGGACUGUAAUAUUAAUAUUUAUAAAAAACGAGAAGCAUUGCAAGCAACAACUUUUCUUCUAAAAAUUGACUUAAAUAAAUAUCUUGACCUUGUUGAAAAGCAUUCAGAGUAUAACUUAAAAUUUAAUAGCAAUUGCACAAAAUAUAUAUUACAGCAAGAUGCAUUAAGAAUUAUGAAUAACUUUGAAUUUUAUGAUUCAAUUAUAGAUAUCAAAACUUUUUUGGAUCAUUUGAAAAAAGAUAAUGUCAAACAUUUUCUGUAUAGGCUUUUUGAGAGUAAAAAAUCUAAAGAGAGAGGAUUUAUCAAGUUUGAACUCUUAGUAAACUUUCUCACUGCUAUGUCGGAAGCUGACCGUUUGGAAAUAGUAAAGCAAGUAUUUUUGGAUAAAAUACAUUUAAUAGAAGAUAAAUGCCCUCUACCAAAGCCACAUAGAAUUUCUAUGAACAAUUUAUAUACCUUUGUGUGUGCAUGUAAAUGGCAUUUUGAUUAUGACCAUUACUGGUACCGUUUCACUUCUUUUGAUUUUGCUUAUCCACAAAUUAUGGAAAUAAUUUCUAAAGAAAUGUCUGUUGAAGAAAUAAACUCAAUUAUUGAAACAUUAAUCAUUGUAGCUGCUAAUUCUGAAGAAUCCCUUACUGAAUUGGUUGAAUAUUUAUGUAAGAAGUAUAAAAAUGGUGAUCCACGCAUAAAAAAAUCUUUAAUUCUUAAUAUAAUUAAACACCCUGUAAGUUUUAAUAGAAACACAUGGGAAAAAUUCAAAAAUACUUUUAUGGGUGACAUUCUUUAUGAAACUGAUGAGCCAAACUAUGAUGAAAAUUUUGUUCAGUUGUCUAUGGAGUUAAUAAUAAUACACGAAUUAAUUUUUACUGGAAAAAUAUCAGAUAUUAUUCAAAAGAGAUUUAAAUUUAAUUCCUUAAAGACAUAUCAGAAGAAACUGUCUGAGGAAAGUAGAGAGAAAUUAUUUGAAGUUCUUUUAAAUUUGAUUACUAACAAGAUCAAUAGCCAUGUAGAACUAAAUAAACAAGAAUAUUUAAAGAAAUUUGAUUUACUUGAUAGUGCUUUAGAUUUGCUAAAUGACUGGAAUAAAAAACUUUGUGAUUAUCCUGUCAUACUUAACAUGAUUACAGAUUUUGUUAGGGUCAGUGAAGAGAACUCAUGGGAUAUAGACUUCUCUAAAAUAUACAAUAAAAACAAAUCUUGGCGUAAAGAUUUAUUUGAUGUUUCUUUAAAAAUGCACCCAAGCCAAUCAGUACUAUUGAAUAUUUUGAAGCAUGAUCCAUCUUUACUAGAAGGAUACACACAGAUUGAAAAUAAACUAUAUAGAAAAGGUGCCUCCUUGGACCAAUUCCACAAAAAACUGAAAAUAUUUUGGCCAGAAUCAAUAUCAAAGCAAUUGGUUCAUACCUAUGAACAGCAACUCAAAAGUGGUAGAUGCAACAAAGCUGUUAUUCGUGCUUUGUGUAUAUGCAUGCCAAGAGACAGUCUGCUACAACUUCUCAUUCAAUACAUCCCACAACAAGAUAAAAUAAAUUGGGCUACUAUUGAUGAAGGGAACUUAAACAUACAACAGAAUUUGGCUAUGAAUAUGCAUGUAGCUCGUCCCCAACCUGGGCCAGAUAUAGUCUUGAAUUAUGCAAAAGGUGAUCAUGUUCCCCAUACUUUACCUGCCCUUUAUUCUAUCUUUUAUAAUUUGAAUCAGUCACAAUCUCAAAAGUUUAUUCCUAUGCUUUUAAAUAGAAAAGUGUCUCUACAAAAGCAUGGAAUCCGUUUAGCAUUCAUGAAGCUUUUACCAAUGGAAGUAAAAAAAUUACUAUCUGAAGUUCUUAAAGAAAAUAAAAAUUUGACAAUUAGACAUGUAGCUUUUACAUUGACAUUCAAAGUCUUGUGUAAACAAAAUGACUCUGCUAGAAUCCAUCAUUUAUGGCCUAUUAUGGAUAAUUUUUUGAGUGAUUUAACACAUGAAGAAAAUAACGCAAUUUAUGACUUAUUGUUUCAAGUCGAAAAUUUGCCUCGCUCUGUACAAUCGCAAUUUUUUUGUAAAGCUUAUAUGUUUCUUAAGAGUCUCAUGACAUCUAAGAAAGACUAUUAUGCAGAUAAGAAGUAUUCCUUCAGGAAUUUAAUUAACUACGCGCGUGAAAAUUGUAAUCAACUACCUCCAGAAUUUUUAAAAAGUAUAUUGUUAGAAUAUAUAAAUGAGCUUCCAAAAAAAGUUGAUAAUGUUGAUAACAGUUCUAAAAUAGCAUUACUUUCUGCUUUUAUACUCUGUUCAGAUACAAAAGAAUCAAUACGUGAGAAAUGCCAAUCGGUUUUAAUACCAUUUCUACAGAAAUGUUUUAAGCAUUGGAAUGACAUUAACAAAGAUGUAGAAAAUAAGGAAAUAAUAGAAGAGUCAAUGUAUUUUGUAAGGCUUUGCUUCCAUGAGUUUAUGAAUACAUUUUCAAAGGAUACUAGAAAAUUUAUAUCUGAAAAAAAUACAAUUGUUCCUACGGAAGCAUUUGAAAUCAUAAGAAAUGAGUUUCAACAAUUUAUAGGUACUAAUUGCGGUUAUUACUUAACAUUGACAAUGUUGCAACUUAACUAUACUUUUUUAUUUAUUUUUGAAUCAUGCAAAAAAGAUGGAGAUGAUUGGGAUAAAACUUGUUCUAGAAUGUUGCCGGGAAUGGCCCAAGCAUUCAGUGAUCAUCUUAAAGACCACUGUAACAAAUAUUUCACACAUGUGUAUGUUUUAUUUGAAAAAGUACUAAAUACUAUCCUUUCACAAUACCUAACAAAAAGCAUGAUUUUAGAAUUUCUAAAACAUUUAUUAAAUUGUGAUAAGUUUAUUCCUCUGUAUCUGGUGGUAAUUAAGUUGCUUUGUUACCAUUCAGAUGGAUCAGAUGAAAAUAUAAAGACUGUUAAAGAUUUACUUGCAACUAUUUCUAGUCAUACUUCACCUGAAGUACAAAUACAUUACUUCCAUUGCCGCAACAUUCAACUUAAAAGCAUUACAGAGUCUAUUAUAUGUGACAGAAUAAAGCAGAAAUAUGACGAGAGUAUGCAAGUUGAUUCUUAAAACAAAAAAAAAUGUUACACUAAUCUUAAUUUUUUUUUGAGAUAAUUUAAGUGUUUGGAAUAAAUAAAAUAAUGUCAA